Ambispora leptoticha is the source of this 630-nucleotide messenger RNA. The record is from the annotation of a GenBank genome assembly. Lineage: Eukaryota; Fungi; Glomeromycota; Glomeromycetes; Archaeosporales; Ambisporaceae.
AUGGGGCGCCGUCCAGCUCGUUGUUAUCGUUACUGCAAAAAUAAACCAUAUCCAAAAAGUCGGUUUUGUCGUGGUGUCCCUGGCCGUAAGAAAGCCAACGUUGACGAAUUCCCACUAUGCAUUCAUUUGCUCUCUGACGAACAUCAACAACUCUCCAGUGAAGCAUUAGAAGCGGGACGUAUCUGUGCCAAUAAAUACAUUACAAAAGUGGCCGGGAAGGAUUCGUUCCAUCUUCGCGUGCGUGUUCAUCCAUUCCACGUUAUUCGGAUCAAUAAAAUGUUGUCAUGUGCCGGUGCUGAUAGAUUGCAGACCGGAAUGCGUGGCGCUUUUGGUAAACCAACCGGUACAGUUGCACGUAUCAACAUCGGGCAGAUUAUUUUUUCUGUGCGUACAAAGGAUGCUAAUAAGGCUACUGUUAUUGAGGCUCUUCGUCGUGCUAAGUACAAGUUCCCUGGUCGUCAAAAAAUUAUCAUCUCCAAAAAAUGGGGCUUUACAAAAUUAUCUCGCGAAGAUUAUGCGGAGAAACGGCAAGCUGGUCUUUUACAGCCAGAUGGUGCUUAUGUAAAAUAUCUAUCACAUCAUGGUCCUCUUGCCGCUCAUCUGAGUCAGAUUGCUGCUCUGGAUAAUUAA